UGACAUCACUCCAGUUGUUUCAUGGAGAAGCCGGAAGUGCAGGAAAAUUACAACAAACAGAGCGGGGGACCGUUACUGAUCCACACGUAGAGCUUGGCAAAGUCAAAGCCGAAAAUAAUUGCCGUCUAAUCGUCACACUUCCUCAAGGAGAACCAGCAGCCCAACCGGAUUAACAUUAUGUCGAGCAUGGAGAAGAAUUUGUUUAACCUCAAGUUUGCAGCCAAAGAACUUCAGCGGAGCUCCAAGAAAUGCGACAAAGAAGAGAAAGCAGAGAAGGCCAAGGUCAAGAAGGCAAUCCAAAAGGGCAAUAUGGAGGUUGCCCGGAUACAUGCGGAAAAUGCCAUCCGCCAGAAGAACCAAUCGGUGAACUUCCUUAGAAUGAGUGCUAGAGUGGAUGCGGUGGCUGCUCGAGUACAGACGGCAGUCACCAUGAACAAGGUCACCAAAUCUAUGGCUGGGGUGGUAAAGGGCAUGGAUGCAACCCUGAAGAGCAUGAACCUUGAGAAGAUUUCAGCUCUAAUGGAUAAGUUUGAGCGCCAGUUUGAAACUCUGGACGUACAGACGGCUCAGAUGGAAGACACAAUGAGCAGCACCACAACACUCACUACACCACAGGGUCAAGUCGAUGCUCUGAUGAUGGAAAUGGCAGAUGAGGCCGGGCUGGACCUCAAUAUGGAGCUUCCUCAAGGUCAGACAGGAUCGGUGGGAACCAGCGUAGCAUCUGCGGAACAGGAUGAGCUCUCUCAGAGGCUGGCCAAACUCAGAGACCAGGUUUAAGGAAAACCAGGUGUGUGCAUGUGUGUGUGAAAGAGAGAGAUUGUGUAAGUGCGAGUUUGUACAAAUCAUAUCCCCUGUUUACUGGCCCCUGGAAAUAUUUUCCUCAUUGUUUAUUAGGUUUAAUUCUCUGUUUAUGCAGUUGAGGAUGGGUGUGCAGCUUUUAUUAUCCACAAUAACAUGAUUCUAAUUGGAAAAAACUCAAGUUAGACAAAAUUUCAAAUGUUACAUGGUAACGCUGCUCUCAUCAGGUUGGUUCUGGGGUCCUGCUCUAAUCUCAGUCACUAAUUGUUGAAUUAAAGAUUAUUAUACAUUUCUUUGUAAUAGUACACUUUCUGUUUUUGUUCAUGUUUUAAAUACCUGCUUGUCUUUCAAAUACAUGUUAUGCCAGUGGAGCUACAUUAACCUACAUUAGUGCUGAUAUCAGACAAAUGUUGAGAAAAUUGUGAUAUCUGUUUCUUCCUGCUGCACACAUGGUUUGCCUCUGCUUUAUAUAUAAAAGGCAUGUGAUCAAGAUGAUGAUUUGAAUAAAUUGUUAUCAUUUUGUCCAAAGUAGCAAAAUCUCCAGUUUAUCAGAUUAUUUAUGUUUUAACACAGAGCAUUCUGUUCAUUUAUUCUAUUUUGGUUUAUCAAAAAUACAAAAGAAAAAAAAGCUUUUGGCAAUGUACAGCUCUAUGACCUUGAGCUAUGGAAAUGCGCUAUAUAAAUAAAACUACUUCUUCUCUCAGCUGGUUCUAAUGAGAACGUAUAUAUGUUUGUGUUUAUAUAAAUAAACAUUUUGCAAAUCCUU
Molecule: messenger RNA, 1564 nt
Organism: Carassius auratus (goldfish)
Lineage: Eukaryota; Metazoa; Chordata; Actinopteri; Cypriniformes; Cyprinidae
Product: charged multivesicular body protein 1b
Exons: 8
Coding region: 178-777 (199 amino acids)
Biological process (GO): vacuolar transport
Source: RefSeq, a predicted model, not a curated record